Rosa chinensis is the source of this 2634-nucleotide messenger RNA. RefSeq lists its product as uncharacterized. The transcript has 5 exons. Gene Ontology annotation, molecular function: catalytic activity. The record is from RefSeq and is a predicted model, not a curated record. Bases 1 to 2634 code for a protein of 877 amino acids. NCBI's taxonomy places the organism in Eukaryota, Viridiplantae, Streptophyta, Magnoliopsida, Rosales, Rosaceae.
AUGGAUAUUAUUAGCUGGAAUUGUAGGGGAAUCUGCAAUGAUGCGACUGUAAGGGUGUUGAAGGAUUUGAUUACCCAUAAUCGUCCCCAAAUUGUGUUUCUAUGCGAGACAAAGAUCAAGGUCCUCAGUGAUGGUCAGUCAGGAGGGUUGGCGUUGUUUUGGUGUGCGGAGGUGGAUAGUCAGGAUAGUCAACCCCUUACAAAGUCUGCACAUCAUAUUGAUGCGGAGGUGCGCGGUGGACCAGGUGAGCCGCGAUGGAGAUUAUUUGGUUUCUAUGGGUAUGCGCGCACGGCUGAGCAUGACAAAUCAUGGCAGUUGUUGAAGUAUCUUAGUGAUCUCGACUUUCUCCCUUGGGUUGUAAUCGGGGACUUCAAUGAAAUACUCAACAAUGGAGAGAAGAUUGAUGGGCCUCCAAAAGCUGAACGACAUAUGAGAGGUUUCAGAGAGGUUUUAGGUUAUUGUGAGUUGUUGGAUCUUGGGUUUCAGGGUUCUAGGGAAACAUGGUGGAAUUCUGAGACACAUCUAAGGUUAGACAGGGCUGUUUGUACGCCCUCCUGGUGUGAUGUUUUUGGUUAUGCAAAAGUUAUUCAUCUUCCUCAUCGUAAGUCAGAUCAUGUUCCAAUAUUACUCCAUGAGAAAUGGCAGGCUGACUUUUCUGGGGCACCUAUGUUCCAAGUAACCAAGAAGAUUACCAAUACACGAAUGGCCUUAGAUAAAUGGCAAAGAGAAACCUUCAGAGUGAGACAGCAACAAAUGAUGGGGGUGAGAACCCGUCUAGAAGAAUUUAUGGAUGCAACAGUUACAGUGACUAUCCAGGAGGAGAAGAAAACCCUAAUGGAUAAGCUACAUGUUCUGCUCUCUGAGGAGAAAGCUUUUUGGAGACAGAGAGCAAAGAUCCAGUGGUUGAAGGAGGGUGAUAGCAACACAGGCUUUUUCCACCGUAAGGCAGCAAACCGGAAACGUAAAAAUGUGAUACAUGGUCUAUAUGAUGAGAAUGGGGUUUGGCGUGAUGAUGAUAAGGGAAUGGAACAAAUUGUGACCUCCUAUUUUACACAGAUGUUCACUUCGUCUCCAAUUGAUAUGGAAGCCAUGCACCAUACUUUGGAAGCCAUUCAACCCUGUGUUUCGGCGGAAAUGAACCUUCAACUUUGUAGGAAUUAUACAGAAGAAGAAAUACGUGAAGCACUGUUCCAAAUGUAUCCUACAAAGUCCCCUGGACCAGAUGGAAUGGCUCCAUUGUUUUUUCAACAUUAUUGGGAUACUAUUGGCAAGGAUGUAACAGAAGCUGUUCAGAAUUUUUUACAUACAGGUAAUCUUUUGAAGCAAGUGAACUUUACCCAUAUUUGUUUAAUUUCGAAAGUGAGCAAUCUGGAAAGAAUGGCAGAUUUGAGACCCAUAGCUCUUUGCAAUGUGAUAUAUAAGAUUUGCUCAAAGGCUAUUGCAAACAGGCUUAAGAUAAUCCUACCUUCAAUUAUAUCUCCGUUUCAAUCUGCUUUUGUGCCGGGGCAUUUAAUCACUGACAAUCUAGUGGUAAAUGAAGUUGCGCAUUUUGUACACAGUAAAAGAGAGGGUCCAGAGGGAGUUAUGGCCUUGAAGUUAGAUUUGAGCAAGGCAUAUGACAGGAUGGAGCGGUUCUUUCUCCGGAAAGUAAUGGAAAGAUUUGGUUUUGCUCUAGUUUGGAUUGAGUUGGUAAUGCAGUGCGUCUGUUCAGUCAGAUUUUCGUUCUUGAUCAGGGGUAAGCCUAGAGGUUAUGUGUCGCCUAGCAGAGGAUUGAGACAGGGAGAUCCCUUAUCACCCUAUCUCUUUUUAAUUGGUGCUGAAGGCUUUUCGGCACUUUUGCAAAAGAAGCAAGAGUUAGGAUUACUCCCUGGUAUUGAGGCGUCCCUUGAAGCUUGUUAUGAGAUUCAGGAUGUCAUUGAAACAUAUGGGAGGGCUUCAGGGCAGCUGGCUUGGCGAAUUAUUUCAGCUCCGGCUUCACUUAUAGCUGGAGUCUACAAGGCCAAGUAUUUUCCAGAGGGCUCUUUUUGGUCAGCUACUGCUCAUACUGCUCCUUCUUACUCUUGGAGGAGUAUCUUUGCUACGAGAGAGUUGCUAAAGUUAGGAUCCUAUUGGCAGAUUGGAUCGGGGACUAAGGUUAAUGUUUGGUCAGAUGCUUGGGUACCGGGUCUGCCUAAUUUUGUACCUCAUGUUACGCAAAUUCAGGUAAAUGACAAUUUGAAUGUUAACGAAUUGAUGAGGGCACAAGGUGUUUGGCAUGAGGAAAGGGUUCGAGCUUUGUUUAAUGGAGUUGAAGCUAAAGCUAUUCUUGCAAUUCCUUUGUCUACUCGUCCAGUUGAUGAUAGGCUAUUUUGGAAGCUUGAGAGUAUAGGCAAUUUUAUGGUUAAAACUGCUUACCGUUUUGCUUAUUCUAAUUCUAUAGAGAGGGCAAAUGUUUUAGGGAAUGUUACAUCUUGCUUUUGGAAAAAGAUUUGGCAUGCCAAGAUCCCAAAUACAGCUAAGGUGACCAUUUGGAAAAUAUGUCAGAAUAUACUCCCCACAAAGGAUCGCCUAACAUCUAAACAAGUUCAGAUUGAAUCUCAAAGUUGUGUGCUGUUAAGGGAAUUAGAAUCCCUCCCGUCAAGGCUCACAGAGUAG